UACAUAUUUGGUAAUUUAGCCUACAAAUAAACUGCAUUUUGACAGAUACGUUACGCUGAUUAAACUGAGUCAACUAAAACUAUAGGGUGAAAGGCAAACGUCUCUUUCAUCCUGCACUGAAGAGGCUGGAUUUUAACUAUAAUGGGCCUCCCUUCAACUGUUCCCCUGUUAUUCAUAUGCUCACAUAGUCACUGACUCAGGCAGCCUCUUGACUGAAAAUGGCGACUAAUCCUGUCCACUCCACAUCCUGGACUGCCAUUCUUCCCCAGACCACAGAAACCUGUUUCUUUCCCAUAAGCUGUGGAUUAAGGCGGAAUGCAUAAACUACUUCCUGAUAGCAAGUUUCCAGGUAAAAAGCACUGUCACCGUUGGCACUGUUUUCCUUAAAACAUUUAAAAAUCCAUACUUUUACCUAGAAUGUCAAUAUAAAAUCAUCAGUAACUAUGGUCCAUUUUUAGGGUUAAGGUUUAUUGCUUCAGUCUCUUUCAAACAAUUUUUGAUACUUAAACCUUUACAGAAAAAUUUAUAAAGUUCCACAUAUAUCAACAAUUCAUAAAUUCCAAGGGGCUUUUGGAUAGUCAUUUUUUUUUAUCACUAUAAAAAUUUCACUUCCCAUUUAAAAAAAGUGCACACACUUACACGAGGCUAACUGCUCAUUACAUGCUCAGUCACAGGGUGACAGAAAAAAAAGUCACCACCAUAAAAGGAUGUCUGCCUAGCCACUCUUAAAACAACAUGCCACGGUUAACUUACUUCAGUUUGGACAAGUACUGACAGCGACUACACAGAGACCAAAACGAGUCACUGAUACACACCCUGACCACCACCAAUGGAUAUACAAAUGGCUAACAAUUUCACUACGCUCUCUACAACUCCUCAGGGAAAUGACUGUGACCUCUAUGCACAUCACAGCACGGCCAGGAUAGUAAUGCCUCUGCAUUACAGUCUUGUCUUCAUCAUUGGGCUUGUGGGAAACUUACUAGCCUUGGUCGUCAUUGUUCAAAACAGAAAAAAAAUCAACUCCACCACCCUCUAUUCAACAAACCUGGUGAUUUCUGAUAUACUUUUUACCACUGCUUUGCCUACACGAAUAGCCUAUUAUGCCAUGGGCUUUGACUGGAGAAUUGGAGAUGCCUUAUGUAGGAUAACUGCGCUAGUGUUUUACAUCAACACAUAUGCAGGUGUGAACUUUAUGACUUGCCUGAGUAUUGACCGUUUCAUUGCUGUGGUACACCCUCUACGUUACAAUAAGAUAAAGAGGAUUGAACAUGCAAAAGGCGUGUGUAUAUUUGUUUGGAUUCUAGUAUUUGCUCAGACACUCCCACUCCUCAUCAAUCCUAUGUCAAAGCAGGAAACUGAAAGGAUUACAUGCAUGGAGUAUCCAAACUUUGAAGAAACAAAAUCUCUUCCUUGGAUUCUGCUUGGGGCAUGUUUCAUAGGAUAUGUACUUCCACUUAUAAUCAUUCUCAUCUGCUAUUCUCAGAUCUGCUGCAAACUCUUUAAAACUGCCAAACAAAACCCACUCACUGAGAAAUCUGGUGUAAACAAAAAGGCUCUCAACACAAUUAUUCUUAUUAUUGUUGUGUUUGUUCUCUGUUUCACACCUUACCAUGUUGCAAUUAUUCAACAUAUGAUUAAGAAGCUUCAUUUCUCUAGUUUCCUGGAGUGUAGCCAAAGACAUUCGUUCCAGAUUUCUCUGCACUUUACAGUAUGCCUGAUGAACUUCAAUUGCUGCAUGGACCCUUUUAUCUAUUUCUUUGCAUANGUUAUGAGGAUGCUGAAACGGCAAGUCAGUGUAUCGAUUUCUAGUGCUGUGAAGUCGGCUCCUGAAGAAAACUCCCGUGAAAUGACAGAAACGCAGAUGAUGAUACAUUCCAAGUCUUCAAAUGGAAAGUGAAAUGGAUUAAAUUUUGGUUUAUGGAGAAGUAAACUGUACAACAAACUUUGCCGGACUUUUGUUAUAAACCAAAUUAAUUGUUUGGCUUUAAAUUAGGAUUCUUCAUAUUUCUUUCAUUGGGCACUUUUCCCAUCUCCAACUCAGAAGUAAGCUCAAGAGAACAACAUAAAGCAAACAACAAAAAGCAAAAUAAAAAUGAAAAUAAAUACUUCAUUUUUAUUUGUAAAUGAAAUAAUAUACCAAAAGGAGGUUAUCUGCAUAAUUCUCAAUGUAAAAAGUUUUUUUAAUAAAAAAUUAAUUAUUAAUAUUUCUUGCCAACAAAUGGCAAAAGAAAAAGGACUGAAUAGAUUAUAUAUUGCCAGAUGUUAAUACUGUAACAUACUUUUUUUGUAACAUAUUUCUUAAAUCAAUAUUUCUCUCAAUGUUAGAUUUAAUUCCCUCAAUAACACCAGUUUUUUGUUUUGUUUUGUUCUGAGUCAUAAAACUUUGUUAAAUAACUCUUUUGGAAUAAACAGCAGGAAGCUGCAAAGUUA
Molecule: messenger RNA, 2430 nt
Organism: Cebus imitator (Panamanian white-faced capuchin)
Lineage: Eukaryota; Metazoa; Chordata; Mammalia; Primates; Cebidae
Gene: GPR183
Product: G protein-coupled receptor 183
Biological process (GO): G protein-coupled receptor signaling pathway
Cellular component (GO): membrane
Molecular function (GO): G protein-coupled receptor activity; oxysterol binding
Source: RefSeq, a predicted model, not a curated record